AUGACCAGUACGGGCACACAGAUCUUGGAUGCCAGGGCAUGUCGGGCCUGUGCAGCGGCCAAGCGGAGAUGCGGCAAACAGAGACCGCUCUGCCUGCGAUGCAGGAGAAAGGGCAUCGACUGCACGUAUCCUCCUCCCAAGCCGAGCAGCUUCGUGCUUUGCGGGGCGGCGGACGACACAAUGUCUGCCGGGGCCGCGAUGCUGGCGUUCAACCCUACACCUUCAACGCCAUCCCCAUGCUCUCCAAGGGCAACGACCGAUGACGGCAGUUUGACUCUCGGGCUAGAGGUCUCUGGAGUCGACAUGGGCUCGGGCAUGGGCCUGGGCCUGGGGAUCUUUGGUGCGCAGCCAGCCACCUUGUGGUUUGCCGGCGCCGAAACCUGGGAGGUCGACCAUGGCCCACUGCCGGGACGGACGAGUUUCUCUUUCGAAGAUCUCAAGGGCGUCAUGGCCACGGUCCAUCGGUGGCUGGCACAGUUCGUGAAGGAAAGCAGCAACCCUUUCAUCCACCCUCAACUCUAUCGCUAUCGGUUUCCACGCUCCAUCCAGGAUGCCUACGCGGCCCUGUCGUGCCAUCUGAACAAGACGGCGUCGAACGAGCAGGCCAUUGCUCAAAUCAUCGAGGAUCGAGUCAGGGAGCUGGUCGAGCAUGGCAGGGCCACUGCCGCCGCCGGCACGAGGUCGGCCACUCUGGACUGUCUCGACCAUCUGGCGCGGGUUCAGGCCUUGCUUAUCUAUCAGCUCAUCGGUCUCUACGACUGCAAUAUUCGACUGCGCCAUCUUGCAGAGAGCCACAUUCCCGUGCUGAACAGCUGGAUGCACCAGAUGGUCGACCAUGCCCGAUGCGCCCUGUCCUUGGACUGCGCCGCCAUCCUGUCCUGCGCCGAAGAUGACGCCAAUACCGAAGCGAGUGCCGGCCUGAGCUUCUCCGACUUGGACAUUCCCGGAAUGCAUUCCGAUAACCUUCUCUGGUACUCUUGGAUCCUGGCCGAGAGCAUUCGGCGCACUUGGCUGGUUGCCUCGGGUGUGCAAGGCCUAUAUGUGACUCUUCAACAUCGUCGCGCUCGUUGCAUGGGCGCCAUGAUGUUUACGAGCCGGCCGGGCUUUUGGGAGGCCCGCUCAGCUGUGCACUGGAUGAAACAAUGUUCCGAGGUGUAUGGAGGCUUGAUCCGUCUGACAGAAGCUGACAGGUUGUUCGCAGAGGCCGGCCCGGAUGAAGUAAAUGACUUUACAAUGCUUGUUCUGCAGCUGAGCUUCGGCCCGGAGCGGCUGGAGAGAUGGGGUGUCGAGAAUGAAGAGUGA
Capronia epimyces CBS 606.96 is the source of this 1302-nucleotide messenger RNA. RefSeq lists its product as uncharacterized. Gene Ontology annotation, biological process: regulation of DNA-templated transcription. The coding region runs from base 1 to 1302 and encodes 433 amino acids. The transcript has a single exon. The record is from RefSeq and is a predicted model, not a curated record. NCBI's taxonomy places the organism in Eukaryota, Fungi, Ascomycota, Eurotiomycetes, Chaetothyriales, Herpotrichiellaceae. Gene Ontology annotation, molecular function: zinc ion binding; DNA-binding transcription factor activity, RNA polymerase II-specific.